AUGUCGAUACGAGCAGUGAUUUUUGACCUUGGUGGUGUGCUGAUUCCGGCUCCGAUGGAGCUGUGGCAAGGCCUGGAAAGUACGGAGAAUCUUGGUCGUGGAACCAUCUUAAAAGUGCUGACCAGCCCGGAGGUGCAGGAACACUUCCAGCUUCUUGAGAUCGGGCGAACCAACGUGGAAGAUUUUGCCCCAAUUUUCACUUAUUUUUACAACCGACAGGUGACCGGGCGUAAAGAUGAGCGCAUCCUCGACCUAUUCGACGCCUCCAAACCGGCUUUUUUCGGGCCGGGCGCUCUGUUUCCGGAAAUGUUGGACGCGAUCAAAGUACUGCGCUCAGCCGGCUUCAAAAUUGCCCUCCUCACAAACAAUUUCUACUUUGACCGCGCACAUCGCCUUCCAACAAUUCCUGACUCUGCAUCCUUCAAGGCUCUCUUUGAUGUGGUCUACGAAACUUGUCGUGAGGGAAAGCGGAAGCCAGAUCCACAAGUGUAUACUGAAGUUUCCCGGAGGCUGAAGGUUGCCCCCGAGCAAAUCGCGUUCCUCGACGAUUUGGGUGUAAAUUUGAAGCCGGCCAAGGCGCUGGGGAUGAAGACGAUUAAAGUAGCUAACACACGACAAGCUGUUGACGAACUCUCGCAGCUUCUAAAAAUUGGAUUUGAUGUCCCGCCGGAGACUAGGCCUUUGCUAAAAGCCGAAGAACUCGAUCAAGCAGCAUUGGAGGGGUAUUUAGAUCAACUACGUGUACCGCCAGGGCCACUUACGAUACGAAAGUUCGCGCAUGGCCAGAGCAAUCCUACGUACUAUUUGGCCCGAGGUGCAUGCAAAUUUGUGUUGCGCAAGAAGCCGGCAGGAAAGCUGCUCCCAAAAGCCCACCAAGUCGAUCGGGAAUAUACGGUGUUGAAGGCGCUACAGGGAAAAGUGCCAGUCCCACGAGUUGUAGAUUUUAAUGAGGGGAAACUUGCCGAACCGUUUUAUUUGAUGGAAUAUUUGAAUGGUAGGGUGUUUACCGACCCCAGAGUUCCGGAUGUUAGUCCAGCGGAAAGGCGCGUAAUUUAUGAAGAGGCAAUAAAAGUGCUGGCAAAAAUCCAUUCACUCGACGUCGACGCGAAUGGACUUGGAAAUUACGGACGUAAAGACGGGUAUAUGAGCCGUAAUCUCGCGCGCUGGCGCGGUAACUACGAAAUGGCCCGUACGGAGGAAUGCCCGGAAAUGGAGAAGUUGGGACAAUGGCUUGAGAAGCAUCUCCCCAAGAAUGGCCGAGUUACACUUGUUCAUGGGGACUAUCGAAUAGACAAUUUGAUGUUCGAUCGUGGCUCAACAAAAGUAUUGGCUGUGUUGGAUUGGGAGAUCUCAACAAUUGGAGAUCCACUUUCCGACCUGGCCACUUUCCUGUUUUCACAUUUCAAUUCGCACUUGAAUCAGCCGAUUCGAGGCCUUGGCCAACUUUCUGCGCGAGAAAUGGAGAGGCUUGGCAUCCCAUCGGUCAGUGAAGUCUUGCGCUUGUACGCAACUGCCGCCGGAAUUCGUGAACUAUCACUGCCAAGCUUCAUACCGUACGUAGCGUUUAUGUGCUAUCGGAUGGCAGCAAUCGCUCAAGGCAUAUAUAUGCGAUUUUUGACGAAAAACGCUUCUCAUCCGGAUGCUGGGCGAGUUGGUGGUGCUCCAAAAAUGUUGGCACAGACAGCCCUAGAAUUGAUUCGGGGGCUUGAAGAAUCUGUAAGCCCAGGCCUCCUUCCAGUCAGAAUAGAAGCUUUGAGCUCAAAGGCUCAAAAAUACCAUAGGAUUGUAUCAACGAUAAUACACGAGGAUCUGAUCCCCCUUGAGCCCGAGCUCAACGAAUACUACCAUAAUGGGCCAAACCCGUGGAGUCGACAUCCAAAAUUGGAGAGGCUGAAGGAAAAAGCCCGCGCUCUCGGGGCCUGGAAUCUUUUCAUUUCGGAACAUAUUGAUCCUGAAGGAAAAUACGGAGCUGGCUUGACGAAUGUCGAAUACGCGCAUAUCUGCGAACUGAUGGGGCUGAGUGUUUACGCACCGGAAAUCUUCAAUUGCCCAGCACCAGAUACCGGAAAUAUGGAAGUGCUUAUUAAGUACGGUAGUGCAGCACAAAAGGAAAAGUUUUUGAAGCCACUGCUGGAAGGGCGUUUGAAGUCUUGCUUCGCGAUGACUGAACCGGAUGUCGCUAGCUCGGAUGCUACCAAUAUUCAGGGCUCCAUCGUGAACACCGGCACGGAGUACGUGAUCAACGCCAGGAAAUGGUUCAGCUCUAAUGCCGGCCAUCCCGACUGCAAGAUUUGCAUAUUUAUGGGACGCCUAGCCGUGCGCAAUGUGAAUUCGCGUGUGAAUCAGCAGUCGAUGCUAGUGAUCCCGAUGGAUGCGCCGGGUGUGAAAAUUGUGCGGAAUCUACACGUUCUUGGGGCACAGGAUCCGCCAGCUGGUCACAGUGAGGUAUUAUUUGAGAAUGUUCGUGUACCGCUGGAAAGUAUGCUUUUGGGAGAAGGGCGAGGUUUUGAGAUUGCGCAAGGUCGUCUUGGCCCUGGCCGUAUUCAUCACGCGAUGAGGCUUAUCGGAAAUGCCGAACGGGCUUUGGAUUUGAUGAAGGAGAGAGUCCAAACCAGGACAGCCUUUAGAAAACCACUCGUAAAUUUCCAGACCAUCAGAGCUGAUAUCGCGAAAUCAAGAUGCGAAAUCGAGCAGGCACGCCUCCUUGUCUUGAAUGCUGCUCACAGGAUUGAUACCCUCGGCACAAAGGGAGCGAAAAACGAGAUAGCGUUGAUAAAAGCUGUUGCUCCGACGAUGUGUCUAAACGUUGUCGAUCGGGCAAUUCAAGCGUUUGGAGCAAAGGGAUUGACGGAAGAUACGCCAUUGGCCGGUUUCCUGAUUUCUGCGCGCUCGCUGCGACUUGCCGACGGUCCGGACGAGGUUCAUCUGGAGAGCAUUUGCCGGAAUGAGCUGAUGAGCAAGCUG
Mesorhabditis spiculigera is the source of this 2964-nucleotide messenger RNA. The record is from the annotation of a GenBank genome assembly. NCBI's taxonomy places the organism in Eukaryota, Metazoa, Nematoda, Chromadorea, Rhabditida, Rhabditidae.